This is a messenger RNA of Morone saxatilis (striped sea-bass), 11773 nucleotides long. RefSeq names its product laminin subunit alpha-3-like. Bases 243 to 10469 code for a protein of 3408 amino acids. Gene Ontology annotation, cellular component: basement membrane. The record is from RefSeq and is a predicted model, not a curated record. Gene Ontology annotation, biological process: cell adhesion; regulation of cell migration; axon guidance. Lineage: Eukaryota; Metazoa; Chordata; Actinopteri; Moronidae. The transcript has 76 exons. Gene Ontology annotation, molecular function: signaling receptor binding.
UAGAGUCGAGCUCAGAAAAUCUACAGCCUGACACCUGAUAGCUUCAGUGUAGCGCACAGUUUGGUCAGGAAGACGUGGAGCUGACGUUGUUAGUUUGGAAACAUGCGGCGGAAAGAGAGCACACCGUCAACAGCAAGAAGAUCAACUCUUUCCCACUGACAUUAGCGGACGUGUAGUCCUACUGAGAGAGUCCCGCGCGUAACCCGCGUAGCCCAUCAGGCGCAUUUUAUGGAGAUCUAUAGAUGACAAGACCUGCACGCUGCGGGUUGCUCUCAGCAUCUACUGGGAUCUCUAACAUGGCGAGAGGGAUGAGAGGAGCUCAUCUCCUCACUCUAUUUUUCACCUUUUUAGUAACACUUUUGAGGGACGCAGAUGGACAAGAGACUUCUAAUGGCUUAACAGGUUUUAGUUUGAGUCCUCCGUAUUUCAACCUCGCUCAGGGGACUAGUAUCUCUGCCACAGCAACCUGCGGCCAGGAUGAGUCUGGGACACCGAGAUAUGAUUUAUACUGUAAACUUGUCGGAGGACCGACCACCGGAGUCCUUACUCAAAAUAUACAGGGUCAGUUCUGUGACUACUGCAACACCGCUGACCCAAGCAAAGCCCACCCGGUGACCAACGCCAUCGAUGGGACAGAGCGCUGGUGGCAGAGCCCUCCUCUCUCCAGAGGACUGGGCUACAACGAGGUGAAUGUCACCCUGGACCUUGGACAGCUUUUCCAUGUGGCGUACGUCCUCAUCAAGUUUGCUAAUUCACCUCGUCCUGACCUCUGGGUGCUGGAGCGCUCUGUAGACAACGGGAGAACCUUCAACCCCUGGCAGUAUUUUGCACAUUCAAAGCACGAGUGUAUUGAGAAGUUCGGAAAGCAGCCCAAUGCUCGUAUAUUAAAUGACGAUGACCAGCUCUGCACCACAGAAUACUCACGGAUUGUCCCUUUGGAGAACGGAGAGAUUGUGGUGUCUCUGAUCAACGGGCGGCCGGGGGCCAAAAACUUCACCUACUCGCCAGUGCUGCGAGACUUCACAAAGGCCACCAACAUCCGCCUGAGCUUCCUCCGCACCAGCACCCUGCUGGGCCACCUGAUCUCCAAGGCCCAGAGAGAUCCCACCGUCACACGCAGGUAUUACUAUAGUAUCAAAGACAUCAGCAUUGGCGGACGCUGUGUUUGUCAUGGGCAUGCCCAGGUGUGUGGUAGCGGGCGUGAUCGGGACAACCCAAACAGACUCCAGUGUGAGUGCCAACACAACACCUGUGGUGAGUCAUGUGACCGCUGCUGCCCAGGCUUUAACCAGAAGCCAUGGCGUGCUGCAACUGUUGACAGCCCCAAUGAGUGUCACGCCUGCCAGUGUUUCUCCCAUGCCUUUGACUGUUAUUACGACCCAGAGGUGGAAAGGAGGGGAGCAAGUUUAGACACCUUCGGCAGGUACAACGGAGGAGGAGUGUGCAUCAACUGCCAGCACAACACUGCUGGAGUGAACUGUGAGCGAUGCCUUGAAGGGUUCUACAGGCCUUUCGGAGUACCUCCAGAGUCUCCCACUGGAUGCAUACCCUGCAGGUGUGAUGAAAUGACUACAGCCGGCUGUGAAAUGGGGUCUGGAAGGUGUAUCUGCAAGCCACAGUUUACUGGAGAAAACUGUGAUCGCUGUGCUGACGGAUACUAUUCCUACCCUCAGUGCAUUCGCUAUCCUGUAUACCCGACAACCACCAAAUCCCCUGCAGGACCUAUUGUGGAGUGUAUAUGUGACUACAGAGGGACAGCGUACGGGGUGUGCGAUGCUUCAGGACGCUGCCUUUGCCGUCAGGGUGUGGAGGGGGUGCAAUGUGAACGCUGUCAACCAGGAUACCACUCCUUCCCAAACUGCCAGGCGUGUCUCUGUGAUGGUGCUGGUGUAGCUGACAGUGUGUGCACUCCAAGCGGACAGUGUGUUUGCUUUCCCAACUAUGGGGGACAGGAGUGUGACGAAUGCGCCCCAGGCUACUAUGGGUACCCAGACUGUGCUGCCUGCCAGUGUUCACAGGAAGGCUCAUAUGGCAGCAUAUGCAACCCGCUGUCGGGUCAGUGCCUGUGUAUCCCAGGGAUAGUAGGCCAGCAGUGUGACCGCUGUGCCUCUGGACUCAGGUUCCCCCAGUGCUCAGUCUCCAUCAGUGUGUGUAACCCAGCAGGAACUGAGGUUGCUGAUCCUCAAACGGGCUCCUGCCGCUGCCUACCAAAUGUAGAGGGAACCCUGUGUGACAGAUGUAAACCUCUCUACUGGAAUCUGGUUACAGACAACCCUCAUGGCUGUAUAGAGUGCCAGUGUGAUGUGAAAGGGACCCUGAGUGGUGUUGGAGAGUGUGAACAGAAAAGUGGACAGUGUCACUGUAAGCCUAAUGCUUGUGGACAUGCAUGUGACACCUGUAAGGAUGGAUACUUCCUGCUGCAGAAAAAGAAGUAUUUUGGUUGUCAAGGUUGCCAGUGCGAUGUAGGUGGUGCUGUUAGCAUGGCGUGCAAUGAGAUGUCGGGACAAUGCCAAUGUCGGAAGAAUGUAGUUGGUCGUAAAUGCACUGAGCCAGCACCAAGCUACUAUUUUCCAACUCUCCACCAACUGAAGUUUGAGGUUGAGGAUGGCAUAACGCCAAAUGCCAGACCAGUGCGCUUUGGUUAUAACCCCCAAGAGUUCCCAGAUUUCAGCUGGAGGGGUUAUGCUGUAAUGUCUCCUGCACAGAGUGAGGUCAGAGUAACAGUGCAUGUUGACCCAAAAGAUGGGAGACAUCACUUAUUCCGUGUGGUUCUGCGGUUCACUAACCCAAGCAGCACCAGCGUGACAGGUAGCAUCAAGGCUACCAAUAACCGAGGCACUGAAGGGUCCGGUCAGAGUAAGGAAGUAAUAUUCCCUGAGAGUUCCUCCCCAUCCUUCCUCACUGUCCCAGGAGAGGGCUUUGCUGAGCCCUUUGCAUUGACCCCUGGGAAAUGGAUCAUUCACAUAAGAGCAGAGGGUGUUCUGCUGGACUAUUUAUUGCUGCUGCCCCGGGAUUACUAUGAGGCACAUUUGCUGCAGGAAAAGAUCAUCCAGCCCUGCACGUACUUACCCACUGCAAACAAGGAUACAAACUGUUUGUUAUACAAGCAUGUGGCCAUGGAUGGCUUCAGCUCUGCUCUGGGCUCAGAAGGAAUACUCUCCAGCCGCAGUGGGCGCAGGAGGAGGCAGGCUCGUGUACGGCGUCCCACCCCAGAUCACCCUGAGAUGGCCGCUCUCAAUGGCAGACAGUCGCAGCUCCAACUCAGUCUACGCGUGCCUCGUCCUGGCCCAUACGCCCUUGUCCUGGAGUAUGCCAGCGAGGUGGACACUGUCCAGAAUGUCAACAUACUCAUCAGUGGCCAGUCAGAUGGCUACAUUCCUGCCAGGGCUAACAUAUACAGUUGUGCCUAUAGCUUUUUGUGCCGGAGUGUGGCAGUGGACGGCAAUAAUCAUGUUACAGUGCUGCAGCUUUCUCACAAGACAGAGAUUCUCCUGCAAACUUCCACUACAUCAUUCCUGCUGUAUAAAGUGUAUGCAGUCCCUGCAGAAGAGUUCUCCAUUGAGUAUGUAGACCCCAAGGUGUUGUGUGUCUCCACUCACGGCCGCUUCACUGAAGACAGUCGGCACUGCGUUCUGAGGCGAUUCGACAAGCCAACCUCAGCCUGGAUUUUGUACGCGGCCCGUGAUGGACAGCUAUCUUUGGCACCAGCUGUUUCUCCCCAACGAGGAGAGAAUGAGGAUUGGAGACGGAGACGACAGAUUGGGGUGUUUCCUGUCCGCGAACCUCAGAGUGAUGGGAUACUGCUUAAAUUUCCUCAGACGGAGAUCAGUUUCACUCCCAACGUGCCCCUCCCGGGUAGGUAUGUGGUUGUGGUCCAUUAUCACCAACCGGAACACACCUCCUUCCCUGUGGAGGUCAGAGUGGACGCAGGGCGUGAGUGGAAGGGUUCAAUAAAUGCAUCCUUCUGCCCUGCGGUCUCAGGCUGCAGGGAGGUUGUGAUCUCUGAUGGGCGCAUUGCCCUUGACUUUGACCAGAAUUCUUGGCAGCCACCCACCAUCUCUGUGAUUGUGCCACCUAGGAAGACACUUAUUCUGGAUUAUAUCUUGCUGGUUCCCGAUAGCAGUUAUACCCCAGAUCUCCUGAAAGAGAAGCCGCUGGAUAAGUCUGCAGAUUUCAUACAGCAAUGUAGAGGAGAUGGUUUUUAUAUUGACCCCAGAACUUCUUCCCAGUUCUGCAGAGACUCUGCCCGCUCUCUUGUAGCGGCCUAUAAUGAUGGCGCUCUGCCUUGCGACUGUGACAAGUCCGGUUCUACAGGGACCACUUGUGAUCCGGUUGGAGGCCAGUGUCCCUGCAGGCAGCAUAUCAUUGGUCGACAGUGCACAAAGUGUGCCACAGGAUACUACGGCUUCCCUUACUGCAGACCCUGUGAGUGUGGCCGCCGACUAUGCGACGAGGUGACAGGACGCUGUAUCUGCCCUCCUCAGACAGUCAAACCAUCUUGUGAUGUGUGUCAGAGUCAGACUUUCAGCUAUCACCCUUUGUUGGGUUGCGAGGGCUGUGAAUGCUCUCCAAAUGGCAUUAAAGCCAAUGCAGGGCCUGACUGUGACCGCAUCACCGGACAGUGCAUUUGCAAGCCGAGGAUCGGGGGCCGGCAGUGUGAUCGCUGUGCUCCGGGUUAUUAUCGCUUCCCUGACUGUGUGCCUUGUGACUGUAACCAAGGUGGUGUCACACCUGCUGUGUGCCACCCAGACACAGGAAGGUGCCUCUGCAAGAAAAAUGUUGCUGGCGGCAAGUGUGAUAUCUGUCGGGAAGGUUCCUUCUACUUUGACCCCUCCAGCCCUCAUGGCUGUACCAUCUGCUUCUGCUUCGGGGCGACUGACCAGUGUCAGAGCUCCAGCAAACGCAGGGGGAAGUUUGUUCAGAUGCAGGCCUGGCGUUUGGAAAGCCCUGACCAGGACGUUUCCUCUGUGCUGAACACAGCCAGUAACACAGUGGUGGCAGACAUCCAGGAGCUUCCUCCUACAGUUCAGACUCUACACUGGGUGGCACCAUCGUCCUACCUGGGAGACAGGGUUUCAUCUUAUGGUGGUUUCCUCACCUACCAGUCCAAAUCCUUUGGGAUUCCCAGUGAGGGGAUGACUCUCAUGGACAGAAGACCUGAUGUCGUGCUGACUGGUCAGGAUAUGACCCUGAUCCACAUGGCUCCACAAGUCCCACUUCCAGACAGGCUGUAUCAGGGCAGAGUCCAGCUAUUGGAGGGAAAUUGGCGCCAUGCUAUCACCAACAGGCCUGUGUCCAGAGAGGAACUGAUGACGGUCCUAGCCGGUCUGGUUGGCCUGAGGAUCCGAGCCUUGUACUUUACUCAGACCCAGAGACUCAGCUUAGGGGAGGUGGGCCUGGAGGAGGCGACUAACACAGGGACUGGUGGUCCUGGAAACACAGUCGAAGAUUGUUCCUGCCCCCCUCAGUACACUGGAGACUCCUGCGAGAAAUGUGCUCCUGGUUACUACAGAGAUAGCAGUGGGCCUUUCCUGGGCCGCUGUAUGCCCUGCGAGUGCAACGGUUUGUCUGAUGAGUGUGAAGAGAAGACAGGGAAGUGCCUGAACUGUAAGUACAACACAGCUGGUGAUCGAUGUGAAAGCUGCAAAGAGGGUUACUAUGGAAACGCGGCUCAAAGGACAUGCAGAGUAUGCCCAUGCCCAUUCAGUGUGCCCACAAACAGUUUUGCAAUAGGUUGCAGAGAGGUCUUUGGAGACUUCCAGUGUAUAUGCAGAGCCGGCUACACUGGAGACAAGUGUGAGAGCUGUUCUCCUGGUUACUAUGGUGAUCCACUGAGACCAGGAGGAAGUUGUCAGCCCUGUAAUUGCAAUGGCAAUGGUAACAACUGUGAUCCCAGGACUGGAGUUUGCAAGAACACUCUGGAGCCGGGAGACACAAACACCGAUGAGCACUGCCAAGAGUGUGAUAAUUGUGCCCAGACUUUACUAAAUGGUCUGGAGAAGCUGGAUGACGAGCUGGGAAGGAUCAAGGCUCAGCUGGACAAUGCCACUGUCGGUGCUUCCUUUCAGGACAGGCUGAAGAAGCUGGAAAAGGCCAUGUCAGAGACCAAGAUUCUUGUCAACAGAUUCAGCUCCAUGAUCAACACCCAAAAGUCCAAAGUCAACCAGCUGGACGAAGACACAGACAAUCUCUCAGAUGACAUCAGCUCCCUCAAAGACAUGGCGGAUAAAAGGGCUGUUGAUGCUGACGAGGCAGUGGCAAAUAUUGAAAAAACACACAAGCGGGCUAAAGAUCUGGACUCAGAGAUUCAAACCGUUCUUAAGAAAAUCCUAGCUCUGCUGGACCAACUGAAGGACGAAGGCACCACUGUGACGCCCAAUGAAAAUCUGGCUAAAAUGCUAGAAGAUGCUCAGCGCAUGGUGAAGGAGAUGGAGAACAGGAACUUUACCCCUCAGAAGACAGCUGCUGAUGAAGAAAAAGAUGAGGCCAAAAAACUGCUGGACUACAUCAAGGCUAAUGUAAGUAAGCAGUUGGAGCAGAAUGAGGCCGCAGCAGAGAAGAUUCGGGGCCUUCUCAAAGAUUACGAGGACAAGCUGAAGGACCUGGACGAGGCUCUGAAGGAGGCGAUGAACUUGGUGAAAAAAGCUAACACCCAGAACGGACUCAAUGCUCAGGGACUGAAAGAUCUCCAGGAACGUUUCGAAAACUUAAAAAAGGAGCAGAAGACUGUCGAGGACCAAAUGGCCAUGGCAAAAGAUGAGCUGAAGAAAACAGAGGAUUUGGGGAAAAUGCUAUCCAAGAGCAAAAUGGAAUAUGAACAGCUGGCAGCACAGCUGGAUGGUGCCAAGACUGACUUGACCAAGAAGGUGAAUGAGAUUUCCAAGGCGGCAGCCAAAGAGGACAUUGUGGUGGCUGCAGAGCAACAUGCUAAGGAACUCAACAAGCUGGCAAAGGACCUUGAGGAUACUGUGAAGAACGCAAGUGGACGCACUGAGGUGCGUAAUGCCAAAGACGCUAUUGAUGCCUACAAGAACAUCACAGAUGCAAUUAACGCUGCUGAGGUUGCAGCUAAUGAUGCCAAAGGUGCCGCAGACAACGCCUUGAAUAGUGUAAAAAACCAGAAGCUGACAGAAAGAGCAAAAGACCUGAAAGAGACCAGUGAGGACCUACUGCAGAAUGCAAAGGAUGCAAAUAAAGACCUUAAAGGCUCUGCAAACGAAGUUACUGCCCUAAAAAAACGUCUGGACAACGCUGACAAGAAGAAGAAAGCUCUUGAGAAAGACCUGCUUGAUGCACAGAACCAAAUAAAUGACAUCAAAAGAGAUGAUAUUGGUAAUAUGAUUGAUGAAGCCAAGAAGUCGGCAGCUUCAGCCAAUGACACGGCCGGUGACACCAUGGACAAACUGAAUGCCAUCAGAAAGGAAAUUGACAAGAUCAAUGUCUCUCCAGUGGAUUCCAACCUGAGCAGUGUUUUGGAUGAUGUGGAUCAGUCAGUGAAGAACUUGUUGAAAACCAUCCCAUCACUGAACGAUAAGAUCUCAGAGGUGGAGAACCUGACCUCGCAGUUCUCCCCCAUUAGCAACAUAACAGAGAACAUCAAGAAGAUCAAAGAUCUCAUUGAAGAAGCCCGGGAUGCAGCUAACAGGAUUGUGAUCCCGAUGAAGUUCUCAGGCGAUGGCCAUGUGGAGCUGCGUCCACCAAAGAAUCUGGAGGAUCUGAAGGCCUACACAGCCCUCUCUCUGCUGCUGCAGAGACCUGAAAUACCGAACAGGGGAGAUGGAAGACGCAGACGCAGACAGGCCAGAGACAAUGGAGACAUGUUUGUGAUGUACCUCGGCAACAAAGAUUCCUCAAAGAACUACAUAGGUAUGGUUCUGAGAAACAACGUGCUGUACGGUGUGUACAAGCUCAAUGGAGUCGAGUACGAGAUCAAAACGGAUUCCAUCACCAUGUCUUCGUCUGAGACGUCCCUGUUCGAUAAAGUGGACCUACGGAGAAUUUACCAGGAUGCAAAUAUUAACCUCAUCAAAGAUGUCACCACACACCCAACGGCUGAGCCAAUAAAGAAUGGCAAUAUAGGAGAGGAGUCCAAGAACCUCCUGGAUCUAAGUCCCGAUGAUGUUGUUUUCUACGUUGGAGGCUACCCUGACAAUUUCACUCCACCGCCUUCUCUCAGAUACCCCAUGUACAAGGGCUGCAUUGAGUUCUCCUCUUUUAAUGACAAAGCCCUCAGUCUCUAUAAUUUCCAAAAUGCGGAGAAGAUCAAUUCGGUGUCUCCAUGCAAGAGAUAUUUAAAUGUAGUGGAUUCUGACUACUGUGAAGGCACUGGAUACGGCAAAGUCGUUAUAGAUAAACCGGCUAACACACUAGUCAUCAGUAUGAACGUCGAUACUCGGUCAGAAAACGGUCUGCUCUUUUACAUAGGAAGUGAGGACAAUUACUUCACUGUGACCUUGGAGAAGGGCUUUAUUGUCCUACGUGGUAAUUUGCUUCCAGUACCAACUAUAAGUGACAUGAAAAUGUUCCCGACGAAGGAGUUCAGAGAAAUCCAAAUCAUCAGUAGAAAUUACACAAGCAUGAUUGUGCGGAUGGACGGUCAAACAACCACAGUUGCAGCUAAGUACAAGAACAGUGAAUUUAAAGAAUUCUAUAUUGGCGGUGCCCCACAAGACUUGAGGGAAAGAGAUAACAUCACCAUGCAGCCAUUCAAAGGAUGCUUGAAGAGUUUGACUGUGGCUGGCUCCCACAAAGCUAUUGCUGAGAGAGUGGGCAUCAGCAAAGGUUGUCGCCCGGAGUCUUUGGUUAAUCGUAAAGCAGAGUUCAGCUUGGGGAGCUACCUGUCAGCUGACCUCAAAGAUUUUAGUGUGGGAAAUGAUCAAGUUGCUGUCUCCCUUGGAUUCAAGAGCAAAGAGAAAGAGGGUCUCAUUCUGACUAACGGGAUGCGUAUUGCAUUGGAAAAUGGCUAUGUGAUUCUCAAUUUCAACAACGGGAUCUGGAAAUCAAACAAACAGUAUAAUGAUGACCAGUGGCAUUAUGUGACUGUUACCAAAAGAAGUGGAAGGGUCGAGCUGGUUAUUGAUGAUGAAGACAUGGGUCAGCAGCAGAGUGGCAGUGCUUCAGCACCUGGCACAGGUGGCACCCUUUUCCUGGGAAAGGAGACGUUCAAAGGCUGCAUUUCCAACCUCUACACAAGACGGCCAAGCAAUCUGUACAUGGUUGAGGACUUCAGCACCUUCAGUUCUUCUGGAGAUGUAUAUCAGGAUGUGUGUACUGUUAACAGUCCUGCUCAGCUGAUGAUGGACAGCUUCUUUAAGAAGGAUGGCGUGAUGCAGGUGAUAAAUGAGAGUUUAUCAGCGUGUGCUUUACCAGCCCUGGUUCAACAUGCUUAUCGCAUGGGCGGCCCUGUUAGCAGUCUGAGCUACAGCCUUCCACUACAGGUCCUGCAGCCUAGGCCCCACUUUUCUCUGGAUGUCAAGACUCGAGCUCCAGAGGGCCUGCUGUUCUUUUCUGCUACCAGAGGAGGGCGAUCUCAUCUUGCUUUAUACAUAUCCAAAGGCAGGAUCAGACUGUCUGUAGGAAAACAGAAGGAGAUCUUCAACAGGGAGAAGUACAAUGAUGGAAAGUGGCACUCGGUCAUAUUCAGUUUGGAGAAGAAGAAAUUUCGACUGGUGGUGGAUGGGAUUAGAGCCCAGGAUGGUCAGCUGACCAGUGCUGAGUUGACAUCCAUGCAGCAAUUUGUGUCCCCUGUGUACCUGGGCAGUGUCCCAGAGUCCCUUCACAAGGAGCUGAAGUCGAAGGCCCUUCCAAAGCAGAGUGUGUCUGGCUGUAUCCGCAAUUUUAAAAUGAACGGAGCUCCAAUGUCAAAUCCAUCCAUAAACCGUGGUGCUGGCCCCUGCUUCGAGGGACAGACACAAAGAGGGGCUUAUUUCUCAGGGAAUGGAGCGCAUGUCAUUAUCAAUGACUCUUUUGUUGUGGGCUCCAGCUUUGAACUGCUGUUUAACAUUCGUCCACGGAGUCCAAGUGGACUUCUGCUACAUGUCGGUGAUUCCAGCAGGACCCAGUAUGAACCUGCGAGGGGCCAUUAUUUCAGUGUCUACAUGCUCAGAGGAGAGGUAGUGGCGAAAGUGAACAAUGGAAAGGGGGAAUUCAUGGUGUCAGUAAAGCCAAAAGCUUCUUUAUGUGAUGGGCUGUUUCAUAAAAUCUCAGUAAUCAAGAGGAAAAAUGUUGUGCAACUGCAUGUGGACACAAUAGACAAUUACAAGAUUGGACCACCAUCUUCCACUACAACUUUGACCAAAGACCCCUUGUAUGUGGGUGGCAUUCCUGAGAUGUCAAUGCAACGGACGCUCCCUGUCACGUCGUCCUUUGUGGGAUGCAUCCAGGAGAUGAGGCUCAACGGCGACUCAGUCUCUUUCGACAGGCUGUCUGGUGUGUUCGGUCCCGUCAACCUCAAAGAGUGUCCAGGCUGAAAGCACCGCAUCAUCAUUAAACAAACCUUGGGACCACGUCCACCACCAACCAUGUGCAAUCUGUUACCAAGACAGAGAAUGUGUUUGUGUGUAAGAAUAUAUAUAUAAUGAGGUGUGUGUUUCAGAGGGUGUGAGUGUGUAAGUGAGUGUGUUUGUGUGUGUGUUUGAGAGUGUGUGUGUAAAAUAGAUAUUUUAGCAGCAGCUUACAGGUUCAUAAUAUUUGCUGCUCAGUUAUACAUUUCUGUAUUUAUUUUGUGAUAGAAUCAUGUAUCACUGCACCAAUUCACAAAUGCAUACUCUAACGGAUGUUUUACAGUCUGAUGUGUUGGUCCAUUCAUUUUCCGUCGACAAUCAAAUGCUACUGAAUAUGCUUGUGAUUGGUCAGGGUUGCAGUAUGAGCAACUCAGCACUUUAAGAAAUCAAAUGAUACCUUUUGUCAUGGUGCUUUAAUGAAGAUCAACUUUAUUAGUUGAUUUGUUUUGUUUUGUUUUUGUUUGUUGGACUCAAAACUUUAGAAUAAUUACGUUUACACCCGUGGUGCUCAGUUCAGUGACAUUUCAGGGGGUUGUCUGGCUAUUUUAUAUUCAAAUCCACAUGCCAUCAUAUAGACAUUCUGGAUUUUAACUGGUUUAAUGGAGAUGGAGCCCUCUCACAGGCCAUGAAUAGUAUGGUUUUUCCCCAUUUCGUAUUACUGUUGUUAUGAAUCCAUUUUCCAUUUUGCAUUCCUUUUUCAUGCAUGAGGAUGUUCUGAGUGGUUGCUGACGUCAGUUACACCCACCAGAAAACAGCAUGUACUGAAUUUUGUGGAACAUUGUUUAUGAGUUAAAUAACCAAUAUAGAUACCAGUAGCAUAAGUCUCAUAAUUAUGGUCAGUCAUGUUUGGGACCAUUUAGCCCACAUUGCUAUAAGGUUGAAAGUAAUAUAACACAAAGCAUGUUAUAUUUGAGGUAUUAUUUGAGAGUUAUAUUGAUGUAUUUAAAUUCCCCAGCAAGUGUUUUCUUCUUUCUUUCCUACUUUGUACAUUUGUGGAAACGUGUGAUAUGAUAAAAAAAAAUAUGCAUGAUAAUUAGACAUAUUUUUUACAUGCAUUCCUGUCUUGUGACCACUGAUUUGUAAAGUAUUUUGUAAUCUGUUCAAUUAAUGUUCUUUAUAAAUACUUAUCAGUGCCAUAAGUAGGUCUUGUGAUCAUGGUGACAACUCACAUUAUUAUAUGUACUGAGAAAUGCGUUUUUUCAGACAUCUGGGAUUUAUUGUUGAAUUACACUCACAUUGAAUUACAAAAAUGUGUAUACUUUUGAUUGCAA